AUGGCCAGCAGGGAUGCCAGUGAGAGCACCCCUCUUUUGGACAGCAGCUCUGUGACUGUAAACAGACCUGUGUCAGUGUUCCAGGGUAGAAGACUGGCAUGUGCAACUAUUCUGCUGGCAGAAUCAUUGGAACGAGUGGCAUUCUAUGGCAUCACUUCCAACCUGGUCCUUUUCCUCAACAGUAGCCCAUUUUAUUGGGAGGGAACUCAGGCCAGCCAGGCACCACUGAUGUUCAUGGGGGUUACAUACCUGAUCUCACCAUUUGGUGGCUGGCUGGCUGAUGCAUAUCUGGGAAAGUUCUGGACCAUUGCUGGCAGUUUGAUCCUGUACUUCCUUGGCAUACUGUUUUUCCCAUUUAUCGCAAGUACAGACUCCAGGAAUACCCUGUGUGGUGAUGAAAUGGCAUUUCCAGUGCAACCUGCUGAGUGUUUGAGCAUAAACAGUACCCUUCCAAGCAAUGUGACCUGCCCCACACGGGCACCUUACUGUGGGCCAGUGAUCUACACUGGCCUUGUUCUAAUUGCCCUUGGUGUGGGAACAGUGAAAUCCAACAUCACUCCAUUUGGGGCAGACCAGGUACAGUAUAUCUUAUGAGUAAACAAAGCAAUCCCUCUAAGAUCUCUUAUGAAAACUUAAUGAAUGCUCAAUUUAUUAUGCUAUCCAAUCUAACAUAGCCUAAUUUAUAAAGCCUGAAAGGUUCUAAACAUGAUCUUACUUUGGUCAGCCUUGUAUAUGGACUGAAAUGGUAAUUGUAGAAUAGGCAACAUUUUGAUGUAGUAUGCCUGUCAUCUCUCUUGGUUUACCAUGAUAACUCAAUCUGCAAGACCCCUGCUGGUUGUCGCAAUUUGUCAUUUGCAUCAUGAGGUUUACAUUUGGUUAAUGCCAUCAAUCAGGUCAACACACCAGUCAUCUGAGGCUGAGAAGAAUGCUAGAUGAGUAAUUGUACAUCAACAUAGGAAGUGAAACUCACAUCUGUCUCUUUCUUUUUCUCAUUGAAAUUAAGGAUUAGGCCUACCUAUAAGACCCUUCAUGAAAGAGGAAAGCCCAUUGCAGUGGGAAAUCUCUGAAAGGUUUCAUUGUUAUUCAAAUCUAGCUAAACCACACUGGCCAAAAUAGUUAUCAAAGAGGUGGUGACUUUGAUUAGCACAUAUUUCAAUUCCAUCGUCAUAUGAUUUUCAAUUGUUUUUUCUUGCUACAUUUUUAGUGGAUGAUUGGUUUAGAGACACCUUUUUUUCAUUUUGAUUGGUAAAUGUUUCAUGUGGGAUACAAAAAGUAAUAUUGGGGUAAAAUGGUCCAUGCCACUCAGUAAAAUUAGUUGUUCACCUUCAAAACAUUAUUAGAUUAGCCUAUUCAUGAGUUAGUGGACAGUCGUAUUGCUUUUCACAAGGUUACUUCCCCUUUUUUGAAGCACGGAAUAGAAGGAAGAUAUUAGCAGUGUAGGAUGCAUCACGUGGUAGUUAUACAAUCAUUUGCUGCCAUUGAAUGAUGGGAUUUACAAUAACAUAUUUCCUAUGAUUAGGCCUACUGUGUAUUUUAGAUGGCCAUACAUGCCCAUGUUAGGUCUAGCCUAUGUCUUGAGUUUGAUAUAAUACUGCAAUUCAGUUUUUUUUCUAAAGGAUGCUGAUGGAGUACAGAGGUUGAAUGAUGAUGAAAUUGGUUGCCAUAACAAGCCUUUUUGCUUCACAGGUAAAAGAUCGCGGCCCAGAGGCCACUCGCAGGUUCUUCAACUGGUUCUACUGGUGCAUCAACCUGGGGGCCAUCUUGUCCCUAGGUGGCGUGGCUUACAUCCAGCAGAACAUCAACUUCCAGUUGGGGUACAUCAUCCCAGCUGUGUGCCUGGGUGUCUCCUUUCUGGUGUUCCUGCUGGGGCGUACAGUCUUCAUCAACAAGCCUGCUGACGGUAGUGCCUUCACUGAUAUGUUCAAGAUCCUGGGUUAUGCCUGCUGCACCGCACAGCCCAAAGAGCCCAACCUGCUACGGUAAGAGGGGCCAGCCAGAUCACCAUUGUGUUGCUGUUACUUAGUAGUACUAUCAGUAGAUGGAUGUGGGCUUGAUCAAGGUUGUGAAUGAGGCUGGGCUCUCUCUGAUCUCGAUGGACACCCAAUACUCUUAACUUUAUAGCAAACAUCUUCAAAUCUACUUUAGGAUUUAAAAAAAGAAAGCUAUGUGGUCCUGUAUAGCUCAGUUGGUAGAGCAUGGCGCUUGCAAUGCCAGGAUUGUGGGUUCGAUUCCCAGCGCCACCCAUAUGUAAAAUGACAAAGAAGCUUGCUUACAAGCCCUUAACCAACAAUGCAAAGUAAAAAAAAAAUAAAGAAAAAAGUGUUAAGCAAAAAAACCGGGUUGGGGGUGGGGGGGGCAGUGCAAAUAGUCCGGGUAGCCAUGAUUAGCUUUUCAGGAGUCUUAUGGCUUGGGGGUAGAAGCUGUUGAGAAGCCUUUUGGACUUAGACUUGGCGCUCCGGUACCGCUUGCCGUGCGGUAGCAGAGAGAACAGUCUAUGACUAGGGUGGCUGGACAAUUAUGAGGGCCUUUCUCUGACACCACCUGGUAUAGAGGUCCUGGAUGGCAGGAAGCUUGGCCCCAGUGAUGUACUGGGCCGUACGCACUACCCUCUGUAGUGCCUUCCAGUCGGAGGCCGAGCAGUUGCCAUACCAGGCGGUGAUGCAACCAGUCAGGAUGCUCUCGAUGGUGCAGCUGUAGAACCUUUUGAGGAUCUGAGGACCCAUGCCAAAUGUUUUCAGUCUCCUGAGGGGGAGUAGGCUUUGUCGUGCCCUCUUCACGAUUGUCUUGGUGUGUUUGGACCAUGAUAGUUCGUUGGUGAUGUGGACACCAAGGAACUUCAAGCUCUCAACCUGUUCCACUACAGCCCCGUCGAUGAGAAUGGGGGCGUGCUCAGUCCUCUUCUUUUUCCUGUAGUCCACAAUCAUCUCCUUUGUCUUGAUCACGUUGAGGGAGAGGUUGUUAUCCUGGCACCACACGGCCAGGUCUCUGUCCUCCUCCCUAUAGGCUGUCUCAUCAUUGUCGGUGAUCAGGCCUACCACUGUUGUGUCGUCGGCAAACUUAAUGAUGGUGUUGGAGUCAUGCCUGGCCAUGCAGUCAUGGGUGAACAGGGAGUACAGGAGGGGACUGAGCACGCACCCCUGAGGGGCCCCCGUGUUGAGGAUCAGCGUGGCAGAUGUGUUGUUACCUACCCUUACCACCUGGGGGCGGCCCGUCAGGAAGUCCAUGAUCCAGUUGCAGAGGGAGGUGUUUAGUCCCAGGAUCCUUAGCUUAGUGAUGAGCUUUGAGGGCACUAUGGUGUUGAACGCUGAGCUGUAGUCAAUGAAUAGCAUUCUCACGUAGGUGCUCCUCUUGUCCAGGUGGGAAAGGGCAGUGUGAAGUGCAAUAGAGAUUGCAUAAUCUGUGGAUCUGUUGGGGCGGUAUGCAAAUUGGAGUGGGUCUAGGGUUUCUGGGAUAAUGGUGUUGUGAGCCAUGACCAGCCUUUCAAAACACUUCAUGGCUACAGACGUGAGUGCUACGGGUCGGUAGUCAUUUAGGCAGGUUAUCUUAGUGUCCUUGGGCACAGGGACUAUGGUGGUCUGCUUGAAACAUGUUGGUAUUACAGACUCAGUCAGGGACAUGUUGAAAAUGUCAGUGAAGACACUUGCCAGUUGGUCAGCACAUGCUCGGAGUACAUGUCCUGGUAAUCCGUCUGGCCCUGCGGCCUUGUCAAUGUUGACCUGCUUAAAAGUCUUACUCACAUCGGCUACGGAGAGCGUGAUCACAUAGUUAUCCGGAACAGCUGGUGCUCUCAUGCAUGCUUCAGUGUUGCUUGCCUCGAAGCGAGCAUAGAAGUGAUUUAGCUCGUCUGGUAGGCUUGUGUCACUGGGCAGCUCGUGGCUGUGCUUCCCUUUGUAGUCUGUAAUAGUUUUCAAGCCCUGCCACAUCCGACGAGCAUCAGAGCCGGUGUAGUACGAUUCAAUCUUAGUCCUGUAUUGACUCUUUGCCUGUUUGAUGGUUCGUCGGAGGGCAUAGCGGGAUUUCUUAUAAGCGUCUGGGUUGGAGUCCCGCUCCUUGAAAGCGGCAGCUCUAGCCUUUAGCUCAUUGCGGAUGUUGCCUGUAAUCCAUGGCUUCUGGUUGGUGUAUGUAUGUACAGUCACUGUGGGGACGACGUCAUCGAUGCACUUAUUGAUGAAGCCAGUUACUGAUGUGGCGUACUCCUCAAUGCUAUCUGAAGAAUCCCGGAACAUAUUCCAGUCUGUGCUAGCAAAACAGUCCUGUAGCUUAGCAUCUGCGUCAUCUGACCACUUUUUUAUUAACCGAGUCACUGGUGCUUCCUGCUUUAGUUUUUGCUUAUAAGCAGGAAUCAGGAGGAUAGAGUUAUGGUCAGAUUUGCCAAAUGGAGGGCGAGGGAGAGCUUUGUAUGUGUCUCUGUGUGUGGAGUAAAGGUGGUCUAGAGUUAUUUUUCCUCUGGUUGCACAUUUUAACAUGCUGGUAGAAAUUAGGUAGAAAGCGCCACUAUGUGUUGUUGGUAGCCCUUUAUGUUAAACCUUUCUUUGAUCCCCAGCCUGUACUGUAUACGUUUUUUUUGGUCCUUCCUGGCAUUCAUCAUCAUUCGUUGUGGAGGAAAGUUAUUUCAAUGUUCUGUUGCUUGACUUUGAACCUAAGUAGCAUAAUCAGUCCAAAAACUUGACAUUUCAUGUAUUUAGUUGGUCAAUCCUGCAGCCUUUCAAGAAUUCCUUAUUAAGGCUUUUUAUCCAGAGAUGGGGAUUAUAGGCUUUAGUGUAACGUUUCUGCCCUUUUUCACUAGAAGUGUUGUUAUUUCAAAGGAGAGACAUUCACAAAAAACUCCUAAUUAAGUCUCUUAACUCCAGAAUUUAGUUGAAUAGUAGCUGAGUUUAUGUUUAUGGGAUAUUUACUCAAUUGUACGGCCCCUAUCAAAUCAUACAGUAGCAGCUUUGUAUGUCUUUAAAGUUGUUAAAAUGUGUUGUUGUAUUUCUUCUCUCGUUAAGGGCUAAACCGACCAUGCUGGACAGUGCCAAGGUGACGUAUGGAGGGAGAUUCCCUGAGGAGAAAGUGGAGGAGGUGAAAGCAAUGCUUAAAGUUCUCCCAGUGUUCUUUGCUCUUAUCCCAUACUGGACUGUAUACUUUCAGGUGAGAGAUAUUUAUUUACCUAUCCUCCUUAUGGUAACAAAAAGGCUUUCGUUUUCAUAGAUCUAAGCAACAUUAAUUAACAUCAGGAUCAAGCACAGUAGGUUUGUUCAGUGUUUUUGCAGGCAAAAUAGCAUCACUUAAGAAAUAUGAAUUUUAUUUUCACUGUGCUGUAGAUGCAGACAACGUAUUUCCUCCAGAGCCUACAUCUAAGGAUUCCUGACACCAGCACAGGCACCAACAGCAGUGACGGCACCCUCCAGGUAAACUCAAAUUGAACCCCAGCUGAUUUGGAUGGCAGUGUUGUAUCUGUCUAAGUGCUGGCAUGUGUGCUAUGAUUAUACCCACUAGGCAGAGAUGUGAUUUCAAUGUCUAGUUUUGAUUUACAUUUGAUUGAAUUGUCAACUAAUGUGGAAUUCAAUGAGAAAUCAGCAAAAACAUUCACCAUGUUGUUGGAUCUAGGUUAAAGGUUUGGUGAAAAAAAGACUGAAUUCCUUUCCGUUUAAGACUUUUUGCAAAUCCAAUCAGUUUUCCACGUUGAUUCAACGCCAUCACAUUGAAUUGUUUUGUUGAAAUUACGUGGAAACAACAUUGAUUCAACCAGUUUUUGCCCAGUGGGUAGUCACUGUUGCUCUGAACAAAUGCUAGAAAGCAUAGUCUGUCACAUUUUGGGCAUUACUCGAACUUGAAGGUUAAAUAUCACGUUUUGUUUGUUGGCAGACAGCCCCACAGGUCCAGUUGGCUGUCUCUGUCUAACCUGAUUUUUAGAAUGGGAAGGAUUAGUUUCCCUGUAGAAAAAGCAUCAGAAACAACAGCUGGAAGCAGUCAAGGUUGCUAAAGCCCAGAGGAUUAAAUCUAAAGUUUGACCCUCUCCCUAAUCACAGAUAAACAACCUGGUUUUUCAUUGUCUCUUGUGCUUCGGUCAGACAUUUUUUUCCUGGGUGAUGCCUCUGACUAGACUAGGCUAAAUAUCCUCUGUUGUAGUGUGUGCCCCAGUAUCUCCCAGGGAGUAGCCUAUGUGAAGUGUUUAGUUAGUCCACAUCACAUACUUUGACUACAAAUAGGUAAGAGACUAGCACCUGUUUGGGUUUGUUGCUACUUUUAGAUUCAAAAUCUGACAGGCAUUUGAACAUACACAUGCAUAGGGUGAUAAGGGAAGUGUGUAGAGUAAAAUGUGAACUGAAACACUUUCUCUUUAACCACACAUUCUAGGGUGUUAAAACAUCCACCAUCUUAAAGGGGGAAAUCCGUAGUUGAAAUAAUAACAAAGCUCUCCCUGCCACUGUUUCAGUAAAAAGUUGAGGGAUGGGGCAUGAGAAAUGUAACCACUCUCAAAUUCAUAGACAUAGCUAUGGAUGCAAGGACUGACCAUACAUGAUAUCAACAUUAUAGUUUUAACCAUGUUUUGAGGCAAUAGUGUUUUUUUACUUUUACUUUGUUUACAAACAUUGGAGUAAAAUAAUCGUAUAUUUUGUGUUCUGAUAGGGUACGACUGUUGAACUAAGCUUAUGAGGCAUUUAUAAGUUAUAUUCUUCAAGAAUCAAUGGAUACAUAUUAUUAAUUUCUAUGUCGAAAAAUGUACACUACCAGUCAAAAGUUUGGACACACCUACUCAUUCAAGGGUUUUUCUUAAUUUUUACUAUUUUCUACAUUGUAGAAUAAUAGUGAAGUCAUCAAAACUAUGAAAUAACACAUAUGGAAUCAUGUAGUAACCAAAAAAGUGUUAAACAAAUCAAAAUAUAUUUUAUAUUAGAGAUUAUUCAAAUAGCCACCCUUUGCUUUGUACACUCUUGGCAUUCUCUCAACCAGCUUCACCUGGAAUGCUUUUCCAACAGUCUUGAAGGAGUUCCCACAUAUGCUGAGCACUUGUUGGCUGCUUUUCCUUCACUCUGCUGUCCGACUCAUCCCAAACCAUCUCAAUUGGGUUGAGGUCGGGGGAUUGUGGAGGCCAGGUCAUCUGAUGCAGCACUCCAUCACUCUCCUUCUUGGUAAAAUAGCCCUUACACAGCCUGGAGGUGUGUUGGGUCAUUGUCCUGUUGAAAAACAAAUGAUAGUCCCACUAAGCCCAAACCAGAUGGGAUGGUGUGUCGCUGCACAUUUCUUUGGUUACUACAUGAUUCCAUGUGUGUUAUUUCAUAGUUUUGAUGUCUUCACUAUUAUUCUACAAUGUAGAAAAUAGUAAAAAUAAAGAAAAACCCUGGAAUGAGUAUGUGUGUCCAAACUUUUGAUUGGUACUGUAUGUAGCAACUGCAGAUUGCCCCUUUUUUAAAGAUCUAAAAGAGCAAAAACAUGCCACUUAUUCUGUUUUUCAUUUGUAUUUCAAUACUACCUGUUAAAACAGCUUUCGGGUGAAAUGGCCAUUUCUCAGAAAGUGAUUCUAUGAAAAGGUCUUUACAUUCUGAAGUAUCAUUUAAACUGGAAAUGUUAUUGCUUAUUUUCAUUCUCAGCAUGUAAUAUUUCUGUUUCCAAAAAAAGGAAGUGCUUUUACCAUACUCUAAGCAGUCAUCAAAUAGAAAAUGGAAGUGAGAUUAGAUAUCUUUACUUCAGUUAUGUUGUGCGCCUUUAUUUCUGACGACACAUUUGAGCUGUAACUUACAGAGAAUACAGUUGAAGUCGGAAGUUUACGUACACUUAGGUUGGAGUCCAUUAAAACUUGUUUUUCAACCACUCCACAAAUUUCUUGUUAACAAACUAUAGUUUUGGCAAGUCGGUUAGGACAUCUACUUUGUGCAUGACACAAGUAAUUUUUCCAACAUUUGUUUACAGACAGAUUAUUUCACUUAUAAUUCACUCAAUUGAGUGGGUCAGAAGUUUACAUACACUAAGUUGACUGUGCCUUUAAACAGCUUGGAAAAUUCCAGAAAAUGAUGUCAUGGCUUUAGAAGCUUCUGAUAGGCUAAUUGACAUCAUUUGAGUCAAUUGGAGGUGUACCUGUGGAUGUAUUUCAAGGCCUACCUUCAAACUCAGUGCCUCUUUGCUUGACAUCAUGGGAAAAUCAAAAGAAAUCAGCCAAGACCUCAAAAGCAAUUGUAGACCUCCACAAGUCUGGUUCAUCCUGGGGAGCAAUUUCCAAACGCCUGAGGGUACCACGUACAUCUGGGCGGCAGGUAGCUUAGUGGGUAAGAGCGUUGUGCCAGUAACUGAAAGGUCGCUGGUUCUAAUCCCCGAGCCGACUAGGUGAAAAAUCUGUCGAUGUGCCCUUAAGCAAGGCACUUAACCCUAAUUGCUCCUGUAAGUCGCUCUGGAUAAGAGCGUCUGCUAAAUGACAAAAAUGUAAUGUAAAAAUGUACAAACAAUAGUACGCAAGUAUAAACACCAUGGGACCACGCAGCCGUCAUACCGCUCAGGAAGUAGACGUGUUCUGUCUCCUAGAGAUGAACGGACUUUGGUGAGAAAAGUGCAAAUCAAUCCCAGAACAACAGCAAAGGACCUUGUGAAGAUGCUGGAGGUACAAAAGUAUCUAUACAGUAAAACAAGUCCUACGUCGACAUAACCUGAAAGGCCGCUCAGCAAGGAAGAAGCCACUGCUCCAAAACCGCCAUAAAAAAGCCAGACUACGGUUUGCAACUGCACAUGGGGACAAAGAUCAUACUUUUUAGAGAAAUGUCCUCUGGUCUGAUGAAACAAAAAUAGAACUGUUUGGCCAUAAUGACCAUCGUUAUGUUUGGAGGAAAAAGGGGGUCGCUUGCAUGCCAAAGAACACCAUCCCAACCGUGAAGCACGGGGGUGGCAGCAUCAUGCUGUGGGGGUGCUUUGCUGCAGGAGGGACUGGUGCACUUCACAAAAUAGAUGGCAUCAUGAGGAAGGAAAAUGAUGUGGAUAUAUUGAAGCAACAUCUCAAGACAUCAGUCAGGAAGUUAAAGCUUGGUCGCAAAUGGGUCUUCCAAGGGGACAAUGACCCCAAGCAUACUUCCAAAGUUGUGGCAAAAUGGCUUAAGGACAACAAAGUCAAGGUAUUGGAGUGGCCAUCACAAAGCCCUGACCUCAAUCCUAUAGAAAUGUUGUGGGAAAAACUGAAAAAGCGUGUGCGAGCAAGGAGGCCUACAAACCUGACUCAGUUACACCAGCUCUGUCAGGAGGAAUGGGCCAAAAAUUCACCCAAUUUAUUGUGGGAUGCUUGUGGAAGGCUACCUGAAACGUUUGACCCAAAUUAAACAAUUUAAAGGAAAUUCUACCAAAUACUAAUUGAGUGUAUGUAAAGUUCUGACCCACUGGGAAUGUGAUGAAAGAAAUAAAAGCUGAAAUAAAUCAUUCUCUCUAUUUUUCUGACAUUUCACAUUCUUAAAAUAAAGUGGUGAUCAUAACUGACCUAAGACAGGGAUUCUUUACUUGGAUUAAAUGUCAGGAAUUGUGAAAAACUGAGUUUAAAUGUAUUUGGCUAAGGUGUAUGUAAACUUCCGACUUCAACUGUAUAUUUUUCCAGGAAAUCCUACUCUAAUGAUGAUAGCUGAGAGCAGGUAGCCAAGGUAAGCUUGGCAAAGCAAAGGCAAGCAGUAAAGACAUCAAAAAGGGAAUGAAAGAUUUUAUAUUACUGGCCAGAAUAAUAAAUAAAUAAUGUAGUUUUAUAGUAUUUUCCCCUCCCAGUUAGUUUUAAUGUGUAAGUGUUCAGGCAAGGCCAAAUGGGUACAGUAGAGAGGCAGUCACAUGUAUUCUCUCUGGUUCAAUUACUUUCUUGACAAUUUCACAUUGUAAGGUAAAGGGCAGAAAAGCCCAGAAGAGUAAUAAUUCAUCCUAAUCUUCCAAAGUGCAGAGACUUCAGUAAAAACCAACACUCUCCAAAGUUAGACCACCUGUGUUUUUAGGGUCACUUGUCUGCAUACUCAGUCCAAGGGAAGAGUAGCUGCAGGAUAAAGAGCCAUUCCCCUGUAUGGGCUGUUUGUCUGCUUAAUUAACACUUACCAAUGUUAUUGUGCUCCCUCUGGUAGCUCCCGAGUCGUGACUACUGGGGCACCUCUGCCAAUCAAACUAGACUCACCCAGGUGCAAAUACUUAGCACACUUUCAUGUUUUGGAUAUGAUAAUGAAGAACGAUAGGGAGGGGGGGCACACACUCUCAAACCUCAAAGGCACAAUGUAUAAAUUACCAGCGGUUAGUCUAAGAAAUGUAAAUUUAAUCAGAGAAUUAACAGGACCAUCAGAUGUUUAAAACUAGAGAUGUUUUGGGAGUUCAGGGGGCACUUAACAUUUGAAUUGCAAAAUAAAUAAGGACUACGCCUUGCAGUUUGCUGUAGCAUUUUCUCUCAUUCCAGUAGAAAUUACUGUUGAAUUGUAUGCUACUUUUCGAAUAAAACAUUUCCAUCUUGGUUAAUUUGUUAUCCAAUAUAUUCGUAUGUAUAAUUUCAAAGAGUAUUCUGCCAAUAGACUUCUUGGCCUAUAAUAAUAAUGUGCUCUCCAUCUUUGGUCUUUUGCUAAUGCUAAUGCUAAUUGCUACUGCAACAGUCUAUCAUUCCACCCUAACAUUUACAUUUACAUUUUAGUCAUUUAGCAGACGCUCUUAUCCAGAGUGACUUACAGUUAGUGAAUGCAUACAUUCUUUUUUUUAUACUGGCCCCCCGUGGGAAUCGAACCCACAACCCUGGCGUUGCAAAUGCCAUGCUCUACCAACUGAGCUACAUCCCUGCCGGCCAUUGCCUCCCCUACCCUGGACGACGCUGGGCCAAUUGUGCGCCGCCCCAUGGGUCUCCCGGUCGCGGCCUGCUACGACAGAGCCUGGAUACGAACCAGGAUCUCUAGUGGCACACCUAGCACUGCGAUGCAGUGCCAUAGACCACUGCGCCACUCGGGAGACCUGCUGCUAGCACACUUGCUGAUGGGACAACAUGUUACCCACAUAACUUUGAGAAAUUCUGAAUUAUUCUAAUCCAUGAUUAAUUGUUCUUUAGAUGGAAGGCUUCAUCUUACCAGAUACAGUUUGUGUGCAAUAGAUUUUGUGAAAUGUAAAUUAUACUUUCAUUUCUGUUUUUAAUAUCACUUUUUAACUUGAGUUUUGGUUCAGUUUUAGUUCUGUCCAGCUGAGGGCGCCAACACGGUGGCACUGGCAAGGCCAUCAGCACAUCACUCCCUCACCCCUGAGGAACUGGACUGGAGUGCACUGACAUUCUCUGUAUUGUUUUCCAUGCCUUUUGUUCUUCUUGUAAAUAGUUUUUCUCAUGUUUGACUUCUUCUGUAUUCCUGACAGAUCACGUUCCGCUUCCCUGCCGCCUGGCUGACAAUGUUCGACGCAGUGCUUAUUCUCAUGCUGAUCCCCCUUAAGGACAAAGUGGUGGACCCCAUCCUCAAACGGAGAGGUCUGCUGCCCUCCUCCCUCAAGAGGAUCGCAGUGGGGAUGUUCUUCGUCAUGUGGUCAGCUGUGGCGGCUGGUGAGUGGAGUCAGCACUGAGUGCAGCAGCUAAUCCUUACUGUGAAUAUGGCAUGUUUUGAGAGCCUGUCGUGGUAGAUCAUGCUAGUAAAUCUUCCAUUUAUACCACCCCACAUCCUCUUCAACCCACAGUUUCACAAUGUCACAUGUUAGGAAAAACCCGGCUCCUUGAUCUAACAUCUCUCAGUGAUCUGUGUUGCUGUUCCUUAUUCUGUGGCUGGGUAGAUGAUGUCAGGACUCACAAGGCAAACAGGACAAGCAAGCCAAUGUUGCUUUGCUUUAUUUUAGCAGUAUGUUGCUCAUGUUUCAACAGUUUCAAGGACUUAUUUGAGGAGGGAAAGGAUAGGCAGACAGGGAUUAUUUGCAAAAAUUCUCAACAUCCAUACAACAUAUAUCUUUUUUUAUUUGAGUGAAAGGGAAGUGGGAUACCUAGUCAGUUGUACAACUGAAUGCAUUCAACUGAAAUGUCUCUUCCGCAUUUAACCCAACCCCUCUGAAUCAGAGAGGUGCGCGGGGCUGCCUUAAUCGACCUCCCAUGUCAUCGGCGCCCGGGGAGCAGUUGUUGUUGGGGGUUAAUUAACUGCCUUGCUCAGGGGCAGAACGAUAGAUUUUUACCUUGUCGGCUCGUGGAAUCGAUCCUUCAAAAAUGAUUCACACCCCUUGACCUUUUCCACAUUUUGUUGUUGCAGCCUGAAUGUAAAAUUGAUAAAAUAGAGAUUAAUUUACAAUUAAAAGCUGAAAUAUCUUAAGUCAAUAAGUAUUCAACCUCUUUAUUAUGGCAAGCCUAAAUAAAUUGCAAGGACUCAUUCUGUGGGCAAUAAUAGUGGUUAACAUGAUGUUUGAAUGACAACCUCAUCUCUAUACCCCGCACAGAUUCAACCACAAAGACCAGGGAGGUUUUCCAAUGCCUCUUUGAUUUGACCUAUUGGUAGAUGGACACUUAAUGUCCCUUUGAGCAUGGUGAAGUUAUCAAUUACACUUUGGAUGAUGUAUCAAUACUCUGUUGCCGGAGAGUAAGGAAUCCGCUCAGGGAUUUCACCAUGAGGCCAAUGGUGAUUUUAAAAACGGUUACAGAGUUUAAUGGCUGUGAUAGGAGAACUGAGGAUGGAUCAACAACAUUGUAGUUAUUCCACAAUACUAACCUAAAUGACAAAGUGAAAAGAAUGAAGCCUGUACAGAAUAAAAAUAGUCCAAAACAUGCAUUCUGUUUGUAAUAAGGCACUACAUUUAAGUAAUACUGCAAAAAUGUGGCAAAGAAAAUAUAUAUUUUUGUCCUGAAUACAACGCAUCACUGAGUACCACUCUUCAUAUUUUCAAGCAUGGUGGUGGCUGCAUCAUGUUAUGGGUAUGCUUGUCAUCAGCAAGGACUAGGGAGUUAUUUAGGACGGUGAUUCCCAAACUGUGGGGGUGGGGGGGGGGGGGGACUCUUGAAAAUUGUAAAAGUAGAAUGCACAAGGUGCAAUUUCGAAAUUGGGUAGUGCAUCAUCAGUUUGCCUCUUGUCAAGUCAGUCAUUGCAUACCUUAGAGAGCUAUUUCUAACUUGUAAGAAAUGUCCAGAUCAACUAGCCCAUGUCAGCUAAUGUUUUUUAGCCCAUAGAUUUUGUAGUAAUGUUUGCGUAACUCAAAUAUCACAUGAAUACACAUUAGACAUGGCAAAAUUCAUAGAAUUGCAGGAAAUAAGCUUUAAACCUACAACAUUUUCUCUCCGUCAACAAGAGGGGUGUGAUCAAUUUGUGUCAUGAACAGUGCUUGUGCCCGGGAUGUUCCUCAAUGCUGGAAGGGGGGCCUGAGUAAAAAAGUUUGGGAACCCCUGAUUUAGGAUAAAAAUAAAUAGAAUAGAGCUACGCACAGGCAAAAUCCAGAGGAAAACCUGGUUCAGUCUGCUUUCCACCAGACACUGGGAGACAAAUGUACCUUUCAGCAGGAAAAUAACCUAAAACACAAGGCCAAAAAUACACUGGAGUUAUUUACCAAGAGGACAUUGAAUGUUCCUGAGUGGCCUAGUUACAGUUUUGACUUAAAUCAGUUUGAAAAUCUAUGGCAAGACUUGAAAAUGGCUGUCUAGCAAUGAUCAAUGAUCAACAACCAACUUGACAGAGCUUGAAUAAUUUUAAAAAGUAUAAUUGGCAAAUAUUGUACAAUCCAGGUAUGCAAAGCUCUUAGAGACUUACCCAAAAACACUCACAGCAGAAAUUGCUGCAAAAGGAGAUUCUAACAUGUAUUGACUCAGGGGGUUGAAUACUUAUCUAAUCAAGAUAUGAGUGUUUAUUUUUCAUUAAUAAAUAACAAAUUGUAAUUUUUCUUCCACUUUGACAUUACAGAGUAUUGUGUGUGGAUCGUUAACAAAAAAGGACAAUUAAAUCCAUUUUAAUCCCACUUUGUAAUAUAACAAAAUGUGUAAAAAGUUGAGGGGUGUGAAUACUUUCUGAAGGUACUGUAUAUUUGACCAGCCUCACUGUCCUCUAAAAAGAGGAGCUGACCUUCAUAGGGCUGUUUGUUCUUCAGGACUCAGCAGGUAGUCUGUCAGUAAGGUAUUCAUAUUCUUUGCAUCAGAACACAGCUCUCUGGUAAAAUGGUAUCAUACAGACUUGGAAAAUAAAAAAGCCCCAAAGGUGUACUUUGUUUCCUCAUCCUUAUAUAGCAUAGAGAGUAGAUAUAUGGCAUCCCAUCCUCUAUUCUGGUUCUGUUUGACUGCACCCACAUCGAGCACUACUCAGUUCAGUUCCAGCCCGUGGAUUAUCUUUGAAAUAGUCUCAGCCUAGUCUGUCACUGGCUGCUGCAUUGAUGUAUUCAGGCUAAAAUAUUUUGAGUGAGUCGAGCAUUUUCUCAAAUCAGUGGCACGCUUGAGAACCAAUACACAUUUUAUUUUCACAACCAGGGUCUCUUUCCUCCUCGUCGAUACAUUUUCACUCCAGCAUAUAAGCACAUUAAAUGUGCUGGUGACCUUGGGGAUGGUGAGACAAUAACUUUUUAAUUCACAGCUGAAUACCGUUAACAGGCUUUUGUAAAGCAUAAUUCAUAUCUAGUGUGGUGUAAAUAUUUUGUUCACAGUAGCAUUAAACAACAUGCCCACACACAGUCCCAGUAGUCAUUGCUUUAUUCUUAUUGAUAUUGCAUUACAUUCUGCUGUAUGAGGCGUAUGACUGUGUGAUAGAGGGAUAGUGAUCCAGAGGCUCUAGCUAGCUGGUAGCUGGUGCCCCGUGUGGGGAUGUCAUCAGAGCCUAAUGAAGACCCCAGAGACACAGCCCUCCCUCCCCAUGGACAGACCGGCUCAGCUGGAUCCCACUCACUACUGCAGCACCGUCAUUAAUAAACCACAGCCAACCACAGGCACCUUGCAGAAGGAAUUACUUACCAACUUACUGUCUAAACAUGGGUUUGUAUGUGUGUGCAUCUAUACUAGGUACUGUAGUGUAGGUAGGUGGGGAUGUAUAUUUGUGUGAGAAAGAUUUUUCAUUUAGCCUGUCUGAGACAGCGCCUGUAUACAGUAUUUUCUUUGCUAUUGUAUCGUUCUAUUAACCAACUCUAAUGACGCUAUUCUUUGGACACAGACAAUGCUGUCUAGAUGCUCACUGUGCCACUACUAUUGCGAAAGGAAAUGUAUUUAGUAUAUGUUUGUUUCAUAUGGUCAAAGGCUUUUCUUGCCGUUUAUUUACCAUAACAACAUUUAAAAAGAAAAUUGCAGCACUUGAAAGUAGGGAGAAGAAAAAGGUUGAAUAUUUUAAAAAAACUAUUUGAACUCACAGUAGUGAAGAUAAAGGGUUUAUGGCAGUACAGCAGCCUCUACUGUGGCCACUGGUCACACAGAGGACAGGUAGGGGGUGAAUGCUGCAUAACUCCUUAACUCUACUCUUGCAUGUCCCAACCUCUUCAUACUGGAUAACUGUGGUCUGACAGUUCACACACUGAUUUAGCUCUCUUUAAUGUAUAAGGCAGCAAAUCACGUAGCUAUUAUAGUAUAAUAAUUUGUUUUGGAAACACUAAUUUAUGUCCUAUACAUUUCAGUGUCUGUAACAUGUGCCAUGUUCUACUUUGGAGAGGGCCUUUAUAGUUAAUUGACAGUCUGUACUCUGUUACUCCUGCUAACUACUAUAUUAAAGAGGCCUUAAUCCUCUGCUGCGCAGUAACUGACCUAAUGGUGUAUAGGGAACACACACCGUAGGACACAGAUGGGCAGCUGUGCAUCUGCCAUAGUGGUAUCUGUUGCCUCGGGCACAGCUAGCAUCAACACAGCCUUGCACGCCUGCCAUCCUCAGUUCACAGGGUUGGCAUCUAUCGCUAUGCCGACCUGCCCUUUGUUGAGUGGUGGAUCACAAAGCGGGCCCUCACCACAUGGUGUGGGAAACAUGGCAAAGCUGCGUUGACAUUGCCUUUGAAGGCCAUUGACAUUGCCUUUUAUCAGUUUCAACAAUCUCUUAAACUGAAUUCUAAUCUGCUUUAGCUAGUGCUGAAUGUGUUCUAUAUUAGAUAUGCAAAAGUAGCUCUAGCUUAUUUUUUUAAAGCACCCAGGGAUAGGGCUCAAAUGCCAGAUAUGAUGUUGAAAAAGCAGUAUAUGUGUGUUUAUGGCGAGUGUAAGAAGUUGCUUUGGGCAGGGCAGCGACCGCCUUGCCUUGCCUGGGAUGGACAGGCGGUAUUAUAGGCUAGCUGGAUUAGAAGGCCCCAUCCCCUCUCAAAUACAGCAUAAAGUGUGGGGAGAUGAUAGGAGGCUGUCGCUGGGCGUUAUCUGGAAAUAGCUGCUGGUUCCAUGAUAAUGGUUAUCGAAUAAAGCUUUUAGGAAGCAGCAGCUGCUGAUGACAACUGCUAGGGGUGUUAUUGUUGAGUUGUCGGCUCUCCUCCAUUACUAACUGCAUGCAGAUGUGAUCUUAAUGAAUUGACUUGACACUUAAGCCCUAAUGGAAUGUUAGAUCCCCUUUCUCCUGCCACAGAAUCUGUUUGUCUGUUUGUCCGUGGCUCUUAAUUUAGAACGCUUAGGACUUUUACAAGUAUUCUGUUUUUAUGACUGUUGUAUAUUGAGGGCAAAAGUGGUGCAUCUCGGCAGAGAAAGUUUAAAAGCUGAGUCAGUCCUCAUCUUUAGAUGGUGCCAAUCAAUAUUAACAAGGGGUGAUAGCCAUUGCUUUCUCUUGUAGUGUUUUUUUCCCUCAUUCGGUUUACAGACAAAAUUAACCAUUACAUAUUUUCAUAAUUCAUAAAAACAAGAGUUGUUCAAGUUUUUGUUCCUAUCGGUGUUUGUGCACUGACAUAAUUCAAGCAUCUAGGCCUAAUUACAUUCUAAACACAUUUUGUGCCUCCUUCCCUACAGGUAUACUGGAGACAAAACGACUUGAGAUCAUCAAAUCUAAUGGCACCAUCGACCAGGUCUUUGGCGAUGUCAUCUACUACGCAGCAGAUCUGCCCAUAUGGUGGCAGGUGCCUCAGUAUGUGCUCAUCGGAAUCAGCGAAAUCUUUGCCAGCAUCGCAGGUAUGUGGAAUGCUGUUCUGUUGGCCAGUUGA
This is a messenger RNA of Coregonus sp. 'balchen', 16974 nucleotides long. The record is from the annotation of a GenBank genome assembly. NCBI's taxonomy places the organism in Eukaryota, Metazoa, Chordata, Actinopteri, Salmoniformes, Salmonidae.